UGGUCCAAAGUUAUCGAGAUGCUCGCGGGGACAGGCUGUGGUGUUUUAGCAGGUGGCCUCCUCCAUGGUGGCUCAGGUGAGUUGCACCUAUUUAUAGGUGGCAUUGUGGCUUUGCAUCUCCAUGCAUAUUUGACACAGUGAGGCCCAGUUCGAACUCCAAAGCUGGUUAAAUGUGUUACAAACUCGGUUCGAGAAAACUAAUAAUAUUAAAUCGGAGAUAUCCGCAAGGGUCCGACAACAGGCUGAACCUACGCUGAGAGGAUUACGCCAACCGCUGGCUGCCUGUGUCAGUAUGCUUUUCCCCUCCCAUAUAAAUUACUGGCCAUUUCAGUACCUGUUGUUGGUCCUUGCUUUGGUGGCCCAUCGCAAUAAUGACUUCCAAUGCACCAUCUGAAUGCUGCAUGGCAGGACAUCUGCACGACGGCAGGGCCAGUGGGGAGAUCCAAGAACUUGCCAACAUCUCGACGUACAUCGCCUAUCCACCUGAUCGGUCGACAAAGAAUGCCAUCUUGUUUCUCACUGAUGGCAAUGGCCAUCGCUUUAUCAACGCCCAUUUGAUGGCGGACCAGUUUGCCGCCCGUGGCUUCCUCGUCGUUAUGCCCGACCUCUUCCACGGCGAUCCCAUCCCAGUCGACCAUGGGCCUGACUUUGAUAUCAUGGGCUGGUACAACCAACACCUGCCGGAUAAGGUUGAUCCCAUUGUCAAUGCUAUACUAGGGGAAAUGCGCACUACCCUCGGCUGUCAGCGAGUCGGCGCUGUCGGGUAUUGUUUCGGCGGCAAAUAUGUGUGUCGCUACCUCAAAGCUGGCAAACUAAACGCAGGGUUCGUUGCCCACCCAACCAUGGUGACGGUGGAGGAGCUGGAGGGGGUCGAAGGGCCGUUGAGCAUUGCUGCAGCCAGUGAGUUGAGCAGAACUGUGUACUUUCUUACAUUAUUGAUGUUGACCAAUGGACAAGUUGUUGAUCCCGUCUUCACCACUGCCAACCGCCACGAGAGUGAGGGGAUCCUAGCUGGAGUUGGUGUUCCUUUUCAGAUAAAUUUAUUCUCUGAUGUAGAGCACGGAUUUGCGGUCCGCUGUGAUCCAGCAGAGCUGCGGCAGAGAUUCGCCAAAGAAUCAGUAUUUGAGCAGGCUGUGGCAUGGUUCGAUCGGUAUGUGAAGGAGUGAAUGACUGGAGCCAGCCAACACUUGAUUCACUGUUCAGGUUGGACGGCUGAGGCUAGACCUUUCCUUUAUCAACCUUCAGCGGCACUAUGUUUAAAUUGAUGUCUACAAACCUCCCUGGGUUACAGAUGUGUCUUCUUUGCAGACUUCAAGGAGUGCUGAUCCUUGUUUCAGGGAAUUUACAUAUAGUACCCAUACUACUUACUACCUAUAUACCAUUCCAUCAAGGGGAGAGAGCUUCUGGAAGGGGUAUUGCCUGAGACGAACGAAGAACCGAGAUCCAAUCUUAUGGAACAGCAGUAUAUCAUAUAGCCAGGCAUCGAUCGUUCCUUCCGCAUCAGCAUAUCACGAAACCUUAAUUCCUGUCUGGCAAUGGAAUGAUUGCCAUCGCGUUAUUUUGAGCGACGCGGUUUUCCCGAAUAGGCUACUUUCAAAUAAUUACUAAGC
Messenger RNA from Aspergillus piperis CBS 112811, 1610 nucleotides. RefSeq names its product dienelactone hydrolase family protein. Lineage: Eukaryota; Fungi; Ascomycota; Eurotiomycetes; Eurotiales; Aspergillaceae. The transcript has 2 exons. Bases 372 to 1166 code for a protein of 264 amino acids. The record is from RefSeq and is a predicted model, not a curated record. Gene Ontology annotation, molecular function: hydrolase activity.